ACCAUAUCAUCCGCAUACCAACACUACAUACGUUUGCCAAUAUCUAUUGAGCCUGCCUCAUCAUUUGUAUCAAGCAAGUAUAUUGCAGUACCCGAUAAAUGAGCCCAACCUAAAAUAAUUCUGAGCCCCUUCUUAAGCAUCAGAACGAUGUCUGGAAACCCAUUACCCUUGUUGUUGCUCUCCGAAGGUGUCUUGAAAGUGAUCGGGGGUUCUGUUUUCCUUUUCUCGCCGACCACCAUCCUUAAGAAUCUUCAGUCAGCGCCAUGUACAGCGACAUCCAUAUCACUCAUCCGCAACUUGGGAACGCAAACACUAGCAUUCAGCAUCCCCCUAUUCCUAGCCGCGCGAAAUGAUGUUGUUAGCAUAAAGAGUAGGCGGCUGGUGUAUUGGACGCUCUUGGGCAGAGAGGGAUUGCUUGCGCUCGGUUUAUUGGGGCAGAUUGGCUGGAGCCAUGUUGGCCAAUGGAAGUCUCCGGUCGAUAAAGGAGCUGAAGAGCGGGAAAGAUUGUUGGAGGAGGGUCUUGGGUACGAUCUCAAAGGACGCGAUGAGGACGUUCGUUGGGACGAAAGGGUGCUAAGAAAAGGGUUGCUGCUCUGGGUCGCAGAACUGACGCCUUUCAUUUUGGGAAGAAUUUGGAUUCUGACGAUGAAGAAAGAUUGGUUUGUCUAAGCCACUGUGCAACGCAUUGUCAUUUGUCAAUCCAUCAAUCCCAAUGUAUCCGCAAUAUGCCGAGUCAUGCUUGUUAGAGUCGCAAUAAUAUCAUGCGCUGUAUGUAAAAUGACCGUAUUUGUUCAAGGUAUAAUCUAUCUACUUGCAUGCAUAGACUCCAACCUACGCCCAAUGUCGCUGCACGCUACAAAUGAAUCAAGAAAAC
Messenger RNA from Aaosphaeria arxii CBS 175.79, 874 nucleotides. RefSeq lists its product as uncharacterized. NCBI's taxonomy places the organism in Eukaryota, Fungi, Ascomycota, Dothideomycetes, Pleosporales. The record is from RefSeq and is a predicted model, not a curated record. Bases 148 to 669 code for a protein of 173 amino acids. The transcript has a single exon.